UUUUCCCUUUAGCGACCCAUUUACGAAGAUGGUAAGAUAAUUAUUGGGGCCAUUUUUGUUCUGGGCAGUGGAAGUUGUGGUUGAUUCAGAAUGGCCGGAAAGAACAACCCGCGAUCCAAUUCGCGAAUGACCAUCUUUCUCUUCCUCCUCGCUUUCUCUCUCCUCCUAUUCCUCUUCUCUCUCUCUCCUCUCCGCACCCCUUCUCCCACGCAGCAUUUCCACGUUUCCGAUGCCGAAACCUCGUUCUUGGCCUCCCUCGACCACUUCCUCCUCGCCCACGCUCAAACGUCCCUCAAAGACGACGACACAGCGCCCCGCGACGAACCCCAAAACGACGACAUGACGAAGAAGCUCGACGACGCCGUUUUUCACUCCGAGAUGGACAGGCUCCUCUCGGAUCCUUACUACCCGGUGUCCCUUCCCCUUAGGGUUUACGUCUACGACAUGCCCCCAAAAUUCACCCACGAUUUGCUCUGGCUCUUCAAAAACACCUACCGAGACACCUCCAAUCUCACCUCUAAUGGAAGUCCCGUUCACCGUCUCAUCGAACAGCAUUCCAUUGAUUACUGGCUCUGGGCGGAUCUCAUUGCUCCCCAAUCGGAAAGGCUCUUGACCAGUGUCGUUAGGGUUCACCGACAGGAGGAGGCUGACUUGUUCUACAUACCCUUCUUCACCACUAUCAGCUUCUUCCUCAUGGAAAAACAACAAUGCAAGGCCCUUUAUAGGGAAGCUUUGAAGUGGAUCACUGAUCAACCUGCAUGGAAGCGCUCUGGUGGCAGAGAUCACAUACUCCCCGUGCAUCAUCCCUGGUCUUUCAAGUCUGUUCGUAGAUACGUGAAGAAUGCAAUAUGGCUCCUGCCUGAUAUGGAUUCCACAGGAAACUGGUACAAGCCAGGACAGGUUUAUCUGGAGAAAGACCUGAUUCUCCCUUAUGUUCCCAAUGUUGAUUUAUGUGAUGCCAAGUGUUUAUCUGAGACGAAUCCAAAGAGAAGCACACUACUUUUCUUUCGGGGCCGGCUCAAGAGAAAUGCGGGAGGGAAGAUACGCUCUAAACUUGGAGCUGAAUUAAGUGGGGUUGAUGGUGUGGUUAUAGAGGAGGGAACAGCUGGAGAUGGGGGAAAAGAAGCUGCUCAAAGGGGCAUGCGCAAGUCUCUAUUUUGCUUAAGCCCAGCUGGUGACACUCCUUCCUCUGCUAGAUUAUUUGAUGCUAUUGUCAGUGGAUGCAUUCCAGUUAUAAUAAGUGAUGAGCUGGAGCUUCCUUUCGAAGGAAUACUUGAUUACAGGAAGAUAGCGGUGUUCAUUUCUUCUAUUGAUGCUGUAAAGCCAGGUUGGCUUUUGAAAUAUUUAAAAGGCAUUAGACCUGCUCAUAUCAAAGCAAUGCAACAAAAUCUUGUCAAGUACUCAAGGCAUUUCUUGUAUUCUAGUCCUGCUCAACCAUUAGGUCCUGAAGACUUGGUUUGGAAAAUGAUGGCUGGCAAGGUGGUGAACAUCAAGCUUCACACCAGAAGAUCACAACGUGUAGUGGAAGGAUCAAGAAGUCAGUGUACUUGUGAAUGCAGGUCUGGUAACAUCACUAAUACUGCUUCAAUAAUUUCUUAAAUCAUUUUGUUUUAUUUUAGUAUUGUUUGGUGGGCUAGUUUGUUGUAAAACAUCACUACUACUCGACGGGAAAAAUAAUUUAAAUGUCUGUAGGAUGAUCAGCCUUGUGUGAAAGCUAAUGGCAAUCAAAUAUCAUAAUUGCCCAUAUAUGUUGUCCUUUGUGACCGAGGCCAUGCUGGGUUACUGUAAGAUAAAAUGACGGAAAACCAGAUUUUACAAGGAAAAAGUCUAAUCAUUUUAUUUUCAUUUAGGAAAAA
This is a messenger RNA of Glycine soja, 1856 nucleotides long. Its product is annotated as probable arabinosyltransferase ARAD1. The record is from RefSeq and is a predicted model, not a curated record. Lineage: Eukaryota; Viridiplantae; Streptophyta; Magnoliopsida; Fabales; Fabaceae. Gene Ontology annotation, molecular function: glycosyltransferase activity. The coding region runs from base 91 to 1599 and encodes 502 amino acids. The transcript has 9 exons.